This is a messenger RNA of Tachysurus vachellii, 4450 nucleotides long. RefSeq names its product G protein-coupled receptor kinase 1 a (gene grk1a). Gene Ontology annotation, biological process: regulation of opsin-mediated signaling pathway; signal transduction; visual perception. The coding region runs from base 310 to 2001 and encodes 563 amino acids. The transcript has 7 exons. The record is from RefSeq and is a predicted model, not a curated record. NCBI's taxonomy places the organism in Eukaryota, Metazoa, Chordata, Actinopteri, Siluriformes, Bagridae. Gene Ontology annotation, cellular component: cytoplasm. Gene Ontology annotation, molecular function: ATP binding; rhodopsin kinase activity.
GACAGGCAGAUCUGUGCAUGCAAGUGUCUGUACCAUAGGGCUUAGACCUUCAUGCUAUUGUCUGGCCAAAGCCCCAAGCUGGAUUCUGUGGACACUUUCUCUGCUUGAAUCCUUCAAGACACAAUUCUCUAGGAUCCUGAGUCCCCUGGAUUUUGAUGUCUGGUUAUCCAGUCUACUUUCUCUUGUCUCCGUCAUUGGCAUUCUGUCUAUUUGGAGAGAAGCACUCAAACCCUGAACCAGAAUAGUUGUUUUUUUUGCACAAUUAAUUGCGUUUUAUAUCUAAUCAAGUCCAACCGUUGAUUUGACACCAUGGAUAUUGGUGGUCUUACAACAGUGGUAGCCAACUCGGCAUACAUCUCAGCUCGUGGAAGCUUUGAUGGCUCAGCAAACCCAUCAGCAAAUCGAGACAAGAAGUACCAUGCCAAACUGAAACUGCCUCACAUCACAGUAUGUGAGGGCCUCAGAGAGACACUGGACCUCCAGUUCAACAACAUCUGUGUCGAGCAACCCAUUGGUAAGCGCCUGUUCCAGGAAUACCUAGAAACAACUAACGAGUACAAGGGUCCCUCUCGCCUGUGGAAGGAUGUGGAGGAAUAUGACACCGCUGAGGACAAGGACCGUGUCAGUAAGGCUGCCAAGAUCCUACAACGCUACAUGGACCCUGCAGCCAAGUACUUCGUUCCCUUUCUGCCUGAAAACGACAUCACCAAGGUGAAAGAGCGGCAUGAGAACGCUUCAGAUGACUUAUUUGUUAACAUUCUAGCCUGCGUUCUUGAUUUCCUAAGGGAGGUCCCAUAUACCUUCUACCUGGAGACCAUGUACUUCAAGAGGUUUCUACAAUGGAAGUGGCUGGAGAUGCAGCCCCUUGGCGAGGACUGGUUCCUGGACUUCCGUGUGCUUGGCAAGGGUGGCUUUGGCGAGGUGUUCGCCUGCCAGAUGAGGGCCACAGGAAAGAUGUAUGCUUGCAAGAAGUUGAGUAAAAAAAGGCUUAAGAAAAGGAAAGGCUACGAGGGUGCCAUGGUGGAGAAAAGGAUUCUGGCUCGUGUUCAUAGUAGAUUCAUUGUUUCCCUGGCCUACGCUUUCCAGACCAAAACAGAACUUUGUCUGGUCAUGACCAUCAUGAAUGGAGGAGACCUGAGGUACCACAUUUAUAAUGUAGAUGAGAAUAAUCCAGGCUUUGAUGAGCCUAGGACAUGCUAUUAUGCAGCUCAGAUUAUUCAAGGGUUGGAGCACCUUCAUAAGAAGAGAAUCAUCUACAGAGACCUGAAGCCAGAAAAUGUUCUUCUUGACAAUGAAGGUAAUGUGCGUAUCUCUGACCUUGGCUUGGCUGUGGAGUUAGCAGACGGCCAGGAGAAGACUAAAGGCUACGCUGGAACUCCGGGAUUCAUGGCUCCUGAGCUGCUGAAAGGAGAAGAGUAUGACUACUCUGUAGAUUAUUUUACUCUUGGAGUCACUAUCUAUGAGUUCAUUGCUGCCAAAGGCCCCUUCAGGACUCGAGGCGAGAAGGUGGAGAAUAAAGAGGUGAAGAAGCGGAUCCUGAAUGAUCCAGUAACCUACACAGAGAAGUUCAGUGAGAAUGCAAAGUCCAUAUGUGAAGCCUUGCUAGCUAAGGAAGUGGACAAGAGGAUUGGCUUCAAGAAUGGGUCUUGCGAGGAGUUGCGUGCACACCCUUUCUUCAGCAACCUAAACUGGAGGAAGUUGGAUGCAGGGAUUUUGCCACCUCCAUUUGUCCCUGAUUCGAAGACUGUGUAUGCCAAGGACCUUGAUGAUGUGGGUGCUUUCUCUACUGUGAAAGGGAUCAACCUGGAAGAUGUGGAUAAGGAGUUUUUUGAUGAGUUCGCAUCUGGAAAUAUCUCCAUACCCUGGCAGGAGGAGAUGAUCGAGACAGGAAUCUUUGGCGAGUUAAAUGUGUGGGGUCGUGGCGGCACACUUCCCAAUGAUCUACGACGGGAGUCUAUCCUGGAGCAGCCUCCGAAGUCUUCCACUUGUACCAUAUCAUAAACGUUUACCAUAAAAAGAGAACUUUUUCCCCUUUCCAUAUUGCUCUCUGAUUGGGUUGAUGCUUGGACAUAAAGAGAUUCAGGAAUGGCCAGCAGGAUGAAGUUAUUUUAUCAAGUAAAAAUGGACUGCAGAGCAGCGUUUAAAAAGCAUUAACUUAUUAAUACCAGCUUCGAACAGAUGAAAGAAACGAAUUGGUGGUUUACAUUGAUGAGUAAAUCUUUGCCAUAGCGCUGUUGAAUUUUUUAUUCUGUUUGGUGAAAAAGUUUCAGUUACAGUUCAAGGCAAUUUUCAGGUUCUAUUUCAGCCCCAUCAGGGGCAGUAUCUAACACCUACAGAGAUAUCCUCUUGUACACAUGCUCACAUAUACCUUCAACAAGUGAUGUAGCAUUAGCAUGUUCUACUCAAUGUAUUUUCUUGUUUAGAAAACAAAUGCGUCUUCUGUCCUAUUUUAGCCCGAUUGGUUCCUGUAAGUCCUUACUUUUUGGAUGGACGAAUGUUGUUCAUUGCAUGUAGCCAAACAACUAGUCAGUAGAACUUGCAUCACAUCAUGUCACAUAUAUGACAGCAUUACACUUGUCACCAGUAUGCUACUGUACAUGGCAACCCAGUUGUUUAUUUUAUUUUCUGCUUGCAUUGUCAACUGCAGCCAAAGCAGUUGUCCCUUAUGGGCCCGUUGGAACUGAGGGGUUGUCAGAAGACAGGGCAUGUGGCUGAAUCCCUGGCUCUAUUAACAGACACAUUUUUCCAUCAGUGAAAUUGUGAAGCCUUUCACAUAAAAGUCAUAUGCCUGGAGAGGUUCUCCAUCUGAAUGAGAUGGUCACCAUGGACCAGUGUGUUAUCACAGAAGGCAUAUGAACCCUCAAUAUGAAGUCAGAACACAUUAACCUUCUGACUCUUGCGACCUUGUAAAUUGUUCUGUGACACCGUCUACUUGCACAAUGCAGCGUAUCACGACAAUAGUGCAGGCGACACUGUUGAGGCAGCACAAAUACCCGUGAGUAGUGCUAGCACCCAGAGGUGGUGCACAGAUCUGAGGAAAUUUAGGCAGAGUGAAAAGGUUCCUCAGGAUGCAUGACAAAUUGCACAUUCCUACCCCCCAUUGCUGAUCUGAUCCUGGUUUAAGCAGUCAACCCACACAGUUCUGAUCAGGGCACCACAAUGGCCAAUGAAACCGUGGUUUUCACUGCGGCUCGUGCUAGUGAUUGGGACACCCUUGUAACACCAUGACCAUGACGCAGAUGUCUCAGAUGUAGCCCUCCCAGCCAGGUCAGCCAGGUAAAAACUGUUCCAGAAAUGCUGUUUGUCCUGUCAGUUGUUGCUCAAUGCUUCCAGUAGGUAAGUCAGAUUCAGAUGUUAGCCACCAUGCCUGGCAGUUAAAAGGGGUGAUUCUGUGGAAAAGUGAUCAUCUUCUGUGGUCAUCCAGUAGCCACUUAGACUCUCAGACCAAUCGACCUAGGGUGCAUGUGUUUAUUGUAAAUACUACAUCACUGUCAGUGUCAUGUCGCUGUCAUGUUUAUUACUCAUGCACCUAUUAUAAUACAUCCUAUAGUAACAUCUCAUUCACAGGGACUUUUUCAUUCACAGGGGAAGAACCGCAACAUAAUCUAAUACUAACAAUAAACAAACUGAAUCACUAUGUUGCUAUAUGACAAGGAAAAAAUGUUUAUAACUGCGCUAAUAUAGUGGUAACAGGGAUUAACUUGUCUCACAGCAAUUAAUGUAAUUCUUGUCAUUCUUGGUGAAAUGCUGUGGUGUGAGAGGAAUAAAACGCUUCAAGAUGUGCUGUUAUUUGAUGUGACGCUUAUGUGACGUGGCCCGAUAUGAAGUGAACGUAAUGAAUCCCAGAAGUUGAUUAUUUACCAAUAACAGUGCACAAUGUCAUGUUUAAUCUCCUUAUUCAAAGGAGCUUAAGCUAGUAAUUUGCAUAUUGCAUUAAUGCUGAGGAGGACAUGAAGGUUAAUUAAUAAACCUUAGUGAAUUAAUUUCAUCUCUUGCAAUAAUUCAUCAUAUAGAUAUCUGUAGGGCUAUUUAAUCCAACAGAAAAUAAAAUCAUGUGUGAGAUUUUGGAUAAUGAGGGGGUUAAAAAGAGGUGCUGAUGACAAUACAAGAAAUGCUUGCGCUUUUUAUAGAGAUGUAUUAUGGUUUGCUGAGUAAUCAUGCCCAAAUACGCUUAUUUCAGUCAUCUUAGUCCAUCCUUUUGUGUUAAAAGCUGUGAGUGAAUGUCGAUUGUGCAAACAAUAUUAUAAUGAAUAACAUUUUUUUGAAUUGUGCAAUAGGUAUCACGUCUAUUCAAAUAAAUAUUUUGACAGAAAUGUCCUGAUUUUGUGGAUUUAUAUCUUUUAAAUUUCUUUUGCUGGCAUGCUUAUGUAUUAACAUCAUGAUAAAGUUAAGCCUACUAUUAUUAAUGAUAUUUAAAAUAACAGGUUUCUAUUUUCUGCUGGGGACAAAG